Culicoides brevitarsis is the source of this 3450-nucleotide messenger RNA. RefSeq names its product potassium voltage-gated channel subfamily H member 8 (gene Elk). The record is from RefSeq and is a predicted model, not a curated record. The transcript is spliced from 17 exons. Gene Ontology annotation, molecular function: voltage-gated potassium channel activity. Gene Ontology annotation, cellular component: plasma membrane. The annotation marks the transcript as partial. Gene Ontology annotation, biological process: potassium ion transmembrane transport; regulation of membrane potential. Lineage: Eukaryota; Metazoa; Arthropoda; Insecta; Diptera; Ceratopogonidae.
AGGUAGAAUAAGCUAAUGCCUGCACGUAAGGGCCUUCUAGCGCCCCAGAAUACAUUUUUAGAUACAAUCGCAACUCGAUUCGAUGGAACACAUUCAAAUUUCGUUCUCGGAAAUGCUCAAGUGCCUGGCUACCCAAUUGUCUAUUGUUCGGAUGGAUUUGUGGAAUUAUCCGGUUUUUCACGAGCACAAAUUAUGCAAAAAGGAUGUGCUUGUCGAUUUCUGUACGGAGCUGAUACAAAGGACGAGCACAAAAGAGAGAUAGAAAAGAGCUUAGAUGCUAAAACCGAACUAAAAUUAGAAGUUAUAUUUUAUAAAAAGAACGCAACUCCUUUUUGGUGCUUACUGGAUAUCGUGCCAAUCAAAAAUGAGAAACGCGAGGUUGUGCUAUUUCUGGCGUCGCACAAAGACAUCACAAAUACCAAAAUGGCUGAAUUGUCGGUAUCCGAUGAAUGUGAUAGUGCUGCGCUUCUGGGUGCGAGAUUUCGUUCGCCUGAAAUGGUUGCUGCUGCGGGCAUCUCGGGCGGCGAUGGCGACGACGACGAACAUCACGAUUUUGAGAUUCCAGCUGGAUGUAAUAUGGGUCGACGACGAUCUCGUGCCGUACUGUAUCAACUAUCCGGGCACUAUAAACCCGAGAAGACUAAACCAAAAUUGAAAUUGAACAAUAAUUUAUUGCAUUCUGAUGCCGCACCUUUGCCUGAAUACAAAACGCAAGCCGUGAAAAAGUCUCGCUUCAUCUUGUCGCAUUACGGGAUUUUCAAAGGGUGUUGGGAUUGGCUAAUCUUAGUUGCAACUUUUUACGUGGCUGUGAUGGUUCCUUUUAACGCUGCUUUUUCUAAAACGGAUAAAGUUACGAUGGUGUCUGAUGUGGUUGUCGAGGCGCUGUUUAUUCUUGAUAUCAUGUUAAAUUUUCGUACAACAUACGUGUCUAAUAAAGGCGAGGUUGUGUCUAACUCAAAGAGUAUAGCUGUUAAUUAUCUCCGUGGCUGGUUUAUUGUUGAUCUUUUAGCCGCACUUCCCUUCGAUCAUCUGUAUGCAAGUAAUAUUUAUAGCGGAGAGGAAUCUCACAUACAUUUAGUGAAACUAACGAGACUUUUAAGACUUGCGAGACUUUUACAAAAGAUGGAUCGUUAUUCGCAAUACACGGCAAUGGUACUAACGUUACUGAUGCUUUGCUUUUCACUUGUUGCUCAUUGGUUGGCCUGCGUUUGGUAUGUGAUAGCAGAAAAGGAAAAACUUUACAAUGAACUUGAAUGGGACAUAGGAUGGAUGCAUGUCUUGGCAAAUCGAUUGCAAAUACCCGUUAGUAACAUCACAAGUGCUGAAGCGUACAUUACGGCGUUGUAUUUUACGUUUACCUCGCUCACGAGUGUCGGAUUCGGGAACGUUUCCGGAAAUACGUCGACGGAGAAAGUGUUUUGCAUUAUCAUGAUGCUCAUCGGAGCUCUUAUGCACGCUGUAGUAUUUGGUAAUGUCACUGCAAUCAUCCAACGUAUGUAUUCGCGUCGAUCGUUGUACCAAAGCAAAUGGAGAGAUUUAAAGGAUUUUGUUGUCUUACAUCAGGUGCCCAAGGAACUGAAACAACGUAUGCAAGAUUACUUUCAAACAAUGUGGUCACUAAAUCACGGCAUCGACGCCUUUGAAAUCUUGAAGGAAUUUCCUGAGGAAUUGCGGGGUGACGUAUCGAUGCAUUUACAUCGAGAAAUUCUACAGCUGCCAAUUUUUACGAAUGCAUCGCAAGGAUGUCUGAAAUUGCUGUCGUUGCAUAUCAAGGCGAAUUUUUGUGCGCCCGGAGAAUUUCUCAUACACAAAGGCGAUGCACUCAGCUACAUUUACUACAUUUGCAACGGUUCGAUGGAAGUUAUGCAGGAAAAUAUGGUAGUUGCUAUUUUAGGUAAGGGCGAUUUAGUUGGCUGUGAUAUCUCGGUGCAUCUCCAACACGGGCAUAAUGGAGCAGGACCAAGUGCCAAUCAAGAUAUAAUUGUUAAAAGCAGUAGUGACGUCAAGGCGCUGACGUAUUGUGAUCUCAAAUGCAUACACAUGAGUGGCUUAGUUGAUGUGCUUCGACUCUAUCCCGAAUAUCAACAAGAAUUUGCGAAUGACAUUCAACAUGAUUUAACGUACAAUUUACGAGAAGGUUAUGAAGCAGAACACGAUUCUGAUACAAGCACUCCAUGUUUGGCCCUCCCUGCUAUUAGUGAAGACGACGAAAACCAAUCUGAGGGCGAAACUUCUCCAUGGACAAGUCCUUUACAUGCUGCUUUAGCAAAAUCUCCUAAAUUGCCUCCUCAACCGAGACAUAAAAGGAUUUUGAGACGAGGUACAACGCUUUCUUCUUUGCGGGAACGAAUUGUGAGACAACCUGUUGCUAUUAGCAAUUCAUUAGAGGACUUGAGUAAUGAUGAAGAUGCUAAAAGUGAUGAAAAUGGACGAAAAGACAUCAAAAAAUCCGUUGAACGUUUAGAUACGGAAGUUAUUACGCUUCAUCAGAAUGUUACAGCACUCAGUAUUGAAGUUAAGAACGCAAUUCAAGCAUUACAGGACUUUACAGUGUCCUCGUUACAAUCAACGAUGAAUUUGAAUCAAAAAUUUCCGCCAGCACGUUCGAUCCCAAAUUUUCCGAAUCCCCUUGCGAUCGAACAAAAGCCUGAAAAUAACGAAUCCGAUCCAAAUAACGGUAUGACUCGCAGUACUUCGCAUCCGCCGGAGAUGUGGGGUCGCGAAAUGAGCACCGAUAGUUAUGUCACGCAGGAACAACUGAAAAUCGAUCAAAAAUUCGACAUGGAUUUCUUGCGGAAAACGAGUAUCAUGAGUUACAAUCUUCCCGAAACGACAAGCGCAACGCAAACUGAUCAACUUUCCGACACAGAAAUCAUUCGUCGGAUCAUUCGAAGCAAUCCGCGACUCGUUUUCAAUGUUCUCGGGUCGAUUUUGCCGCAAAAGUAUCGAAAAAUGUCGCUCGAAACCAUCAGUGAGCUCUCGUCGAGCGAAAGUAUCACGGAAAAUUGUCAAGAAAUGAGUGACGAAAACGAAAGCGAAGAAGAGGAUGGCGAUCGAACGCCCGAUAUCACACAUCCGAACCACAAAAAUCACUAUCUCAUCAAGGAGAUUGCCGAAGCGGUCGAAUUACAUAUCAAUAACAGCAUGGAAAACUCCAUGGAACAUAUCAACAACAAUCGCAAGUCAUCGGCGAACAGUGUAAAGUUGCAACCGCAAUCGGGUCACGGCGAAACUUGUGUAAUUGUGCUCAAUGAGAACGAAAUGGAUUCCGACGAUGACUCGGAAACGGAUCUACUGGAUGCGCAUGGCGUGAAAAAGCGUUACAACAACUUAUUUGUCAGCAAAGCUCCCUUGACGAAUCGCUUCAGUGCGGGAGAUGCAGAUAAAAUGGAGAAAAAGUCAUCGAGCGACGCGAAAAAUCAACUUAGUCGAUCGCUCAAAGAAAUUUGA